ACGACCUCCUUCGUUAGCUAGCUACAGAGGCUUGCGUGAGCAGUGGUCCUGGUCCCUGUGCGUGCCCUGACAAAUAGACUUCAAACAUGUAUGCCUGUGCAAAGUUUGUUACCUCACCAGCAGUGCUGCGUGGUGGAUCCAGAGUCCUGGCCCGGCCUGUGUCAGUGUCUGUAUUCAACCGACCCGAAGCCAGGAGUGACAAGGCGCUGUUGCCAGUCAGCGAGGCAUCUGCCCUGCAGGUGACCAGGGGUUUCCAGAUGAGCGCGGUGUCCCGCGACAUCGACACAGCCGCCAAGUUCAUCGGCGCUGGCGCGGCCACGGUGGGCGUGGCUGGAUCCGGGGCUGGGAUCGGGACGGUGUUCGGCAGUCUGAUCAUCGGAUAUGCCAGGAACCCCUCCCUGAAGCAGCAGCUUUUCUCCUACGCCAUCCUGGGCUUCGCUCUGUCUGAGGCCAUGGGGCUCUUCUGUCUGAUGGUGGCGUUCCUCAUCUUGUUCGCCAUGUAAUUUUUACCCCCUCCAAUCCGCCCCACACCUCCCCUGCACCGUCCAGGGAACGGAACUCAGACAUACCGCUUGAGGCCGUAGCACCGCCAUUCCAAUUCACAAUAUGACAAACUCUACCUUUUCGUUCUUUUUUCAGAAAUGUUUUAUGUAAGAUCUCACUUCAUUUUAGACAAUUUGUCUGAAUAAAUGGUUGGGAAAACUUGCCA
Messenger RNA from Megalops cyprinoides (Indo-Pacific tarpon), 709 nucleotides. RefSeq names its product ATP synthase membrane subunit c locus 1 (gene atp5mc1). The coding region runs from base 87 to 503 and encodes 138 amino acids. The transcript has 5 exons. Gene Ontology annotation, biological process: proton transmembrane transport; proton motive force-driven ATP synthesis. Gene Ontology annotation, molecular function: proton transmembrane transporter activity. The record is from RefSeq and is a predicted model, not a curated record. NCBI's taxonomy places the organism in Eukaryota, Metazoa, Chordata, Actinopteri, Elopiformes, Megalopidae.